This is a messenger RNA of Aspergillus puulaauensis, 1476 nucleotides long. RefSeq names its product indoleamine 2,3-dioxygenase family protein. The coding region runs from base 1 to 1476 and encodes 491 amino acids. The transcript is spliced from 4 exons. Gene Ontology annotation, molecular function: heme binding; metal ion binding. The record is from RefSeq and is a predicted model, not a curated record. Lineage: Eukaryota; Fungi; Ascomycota; Eurotiomycetes; Eurotiales; Aspergillaceae.
AUGUCGCCUGCCAAAGUGGUCUCAAACUCCCCUACCACCCUACAGGCCUUCCCUCACGUUCAUGAUGACCCUGCCACACUACCUCGUUCUCUAGACCCCUUUACUGUCACUACCUCCACUGGGUUCCUACCUUACCUCACCUCCCCAACUACCCUCCCAGAUGUCUUCAAGCCUUUGAUGUCACUGCUUGCUCGCCUCCCUGUCGUCAGAGAGGAUGGUACUCCUGGUCUCCUGGCUACUUAUGAGCUAGGCCCAGCUGUAUUGGAGGAACUCCCUGACUUGACUGAUGAGGUUGACAAGCUGGUCACCGCGGAUGGAGCGUUAGACCUCUACACCAUCAUGGCUGUCUUUCGUGACUAUUCCUUCCUGGCCUCAUCCUACCUACUUGAACCCUGCUGGAAGAACUGGUGCACAGAUCCCGAAAAUGGGUACGGUUUGGGUCGCGAGGUGUUGCCCAAGGCUGUUGCUAGACCUUUGUAUCGCUGUGGACAGAUUCUGGAUAUCCCUCCUUUCAUGUCUUAUGCUGCCUCAUAUGCUCUGUUCAACUAUACCCUUGAUGACCCGUCCAAGGGCAUGGUCUAUUCCAACCUUCGUCUAGUCCGAGCAUUCGAGCGUGGUCUCGACCCUCGCAGCUCGGAAGCGGGAUUUAUCCUGACUCACAUUGACAUGGUGAAAGACACCUCUGGUCUGAUCAGCGGUGCUCUUCAAGUUAUAGACACCCUUGAACAAGGUGGCUCUCGAUCAGCUGUUAACAAUGGGUUCCGGGAUAUCCUAGCCUCUAUGGAGAAGAUUGAAGCCGGCAUGGAAGAUAUGUGGGCCAACUCCAAACCAUCCGAGUAUCUCCAAUUCCGUGUUUUCAUCUUCGGCAUCACUUCCCAAUCCAUGUUCCCCAACGGCGUCGUAUAUGAGGGCGCUGAGGACAACAACCCUCUGUUCUUCCGUGGCGAGAGUGGUGCCAAUGACAGCAUAAUCCCACUCUUGGAUCAUCUUUUGCAGAUUCCCAUGCCCAAGACACCACUCACGGAGAUCCUUCACGAAUUCCGCGCCUACAGACCUCUCCCGCAUAGGACUUUCCUUGCUCACGUCCGUACCAAGGCGGAGGAGGUAGGUGUCCGUGACUUCUCCCUCCAAGAUACCGAAACUGCUAUCCUGUUUCUACGCACAUUGAACCAUGUGCGAAGCUUCAGGUGGAGGCACUGGCUGUUCGCGAGGGAGUACAUCAUCCGUCGGACUCCCCACCCAACUGCCACUGGAGGCAGCCCGAUUGUUACUUGGCUUCCAAACCAGCUCUCCGCAGUCAUGGAGAUGAUGGUCUCUGUCUACGACAGCGUACUUGCGCCACACAAGGUCCAGGGUACCGCAGGGUACGAUGGUUCCUGCCAGAAGCUAGUUGAGCCUAUGAUGGAGGUCGUGAGGGAUCAGAAGGUGAAAUUGGCAAAAGAGGUUGAAAAAUGGUGCAAGGAACGAGGCGUGUAG